Molecule: messenger RNA, 1173 nt
Organism: Peniophora sp. CBMAI 1063
Lineage: Eukaryota; Fungi; Basidiomycota; Agaricomycetes; Russulales; Peniophoraceae
Source: the annotation of a GenBank genome assembly
AUGUCGCGUCAGGAUAAAGCUACUACUGAGCGCCAUACGCGCCAAUUGCGUGAGCUGGUUAAGAGGCCGGAGAAUAAGGUGUGCGCGGACUGCAAGCGUAAUGAUCCUCGCUGGGCAUCGUGGAAUAUUGGCGUGUUCUUAUGUAUCCGUUGCUCUGGAAUCCACCGUGGCAUGGGCACCCAUAUCUCGAAAGUCAAGUCGAUUGAUCUUGAUACCUGGACGCCUGAGCAGAUGGAGUCCAUCAUGAAAUGGGGCAAUCGACGUGCCAACGCGUAUUGGGAGGCACAUCUCAAAGCUGGCCACAUACCACCGGAACACAAAAUGGAAUCGUUCGUCCGAUCCAAGUACGAGUCCCGACGAUGGGCCAUGGACGGCCCGCCUCCACGCAACCCGUCAGCCCUCGAUGAUGGCGCACCUGUUGAAGAAGCACCAGCAGCACCCUCGCCAGCGCCAACACCCGCGGUCCAGGCCGCUCGGGCUAUGCCUUCUCGUGCCUCUCCAGCACCACCUGUUACCACGCGCCAACCGGUCGCCCACCAACUUCUGUCCGCUCAACAUGUCCGCGCUCAGGCCUCGCGUCCAGCUGCAACCCCGGCCCCGGAUUUAUUUGGCUCUACGCCCUCUCCCGCUGCUGCUCCCGCACCCGCACCCGCUGCGUCCGCACCUGCUCAGCCCGCAAACGACCUCUUCAGUCUCGACUUCAAUGCGCCUGCUGCUCCCGCCUCUCCGCCUGCUCAGGAGCCCAGGAAAGACGUCAAGAACGAUAUCAUGUCGCUAUUUUCCUCUGGGCAACCUGCCGCGGCCGCACCUCAGGCUGCCGGUGGCUUCGGAUCAUUCCAACAGAACACAUCGCCUUGGGGUCAACCUACACAGCCCGCUGCACCGAAUGUUGGCUUCAAUGCGUGGUCCCAGCCGGCUCAAGCACAGCAGCAACAGCAACAGUUCGGCCAGCAACAGGCAUGGGGCCAGCAGAACCAGUGGGCUCAGCCUUCGGCGCCCGCCGCUCAGCCGAACCUCUUCGACAACAACGUAUGGGCGACGCCCAGCGCGCCGGCUGGUAAUACCGGCGCGGGUAUGGGCAGUGGCGCGGAUAUAUGGGGCGCACCUGCCGCUGCUCCUGCGCAGGCGAAGAAGGACGAUGUCUUCGGUGACUUGUGGGGCGGGUUCAAGUGA